GCGUCAGCUGGCUGAAUGUUUACAUCCAGCAGUGGUGUGUUUCUGACUGGAUCCCUCCAACAACAAAAGGCUGAACACAAGGAAACCCGCUAACACAGAGCAUAUCAGUCGGCGUUUUCUCCAGUCACCAUGGGUGGAGCUGUAAGUGCCGGUGAGGACAAUGAUGACUUAAUUGACAACCUGAAGGAGGCUUACUACAUCCGCUCAGACCUAGUUGAGCGGGCUUUUCGAGCCAUCGACCGGGCUGACUAUUACCUGGAUGAGCACCGGGACAAUGCUUACAAGGACUUGGCGUGGCGGCAUGGAAACAUCCACCUGUCUGCUCCAUGUAUCUACUCUGAGGUGAUGGAAGCUUUGGAUCUCCACCCCGGCCUUUCCUUCCUCAACCUCGGCAGUGGGACUGGCUACCUCAGCACCAUGGUCGGCCUCAUACUGGGACCAUUUGGAGUGAAUCAUGGAAUAGAGUUACAUGCAGAUGUGAUUGACUAUGCCUACCAGAAGCUCGACUCCUUCAUCAAAACCAGCGACAGCUUUGACAAAUUUGAAUUCUGUGAGCCAUCCUUUGUUGUGGGUAACUGCCUGGAGAUUCCCCCAGAGAGCCGUCAGUAUGACAGGGUGUACUGCGGGGCCGGGGUACAGAAGGAGCAUGAGGAUUACAUGAAGAACCUGCUCAAGAUGGGGGGCAUACUGGUGAUGCCUCUGGAGGAAAAGUUGACCAAGAUCACCCGUACAGGGCCCAACAGCUGGGAGACCAAAAAGAUCAUUUCUGUGUCCUUCGCUCCUCUGGUGCUGCCAAAACACAGCACAAAUGGCAAACCCAAGACUGCCCCACUACCCAAGUAUGAGGUACGGACGUUACAGGAGCUGGCUCGUAUCUGCAUCCGCCACACCCUCAGAGUGACCACAGAUGGAGGAGACAGCCAAUCACGCGGUCGAGGGUCCUCGUUCAGCGUAGGCAGGGGUCUUGCAGUGGCUGGGCUCCAUAAGUACGGCCCUCGCUUCAAACGCAGACGCGUCCACCGACGUCACUGCAACGCCCUCGUCCUGGCCACGCGCCAGGUGGUGGCCAGCAGUGGUAUCGGCCCUGCCCCUCUGGACAGCAACAACAACCAGGGAGGAAGAGCAGAGGAUGAGGAGGAGGCAGGAGAGAGGGAGGUGAGACGUCAGAUGAGAGGGAGCAGGAGGGCAGGGAGGGGAGCAGGAGGGGUGGUGGAAGAGGAGGAGACAGUUGAGGAAGAAGAUGAGGAGGAGGAGCAAGAGGAGGAGGAGGAGAAGGAGACUGGGGAGCUGCUCCGACCCCAGCCGGCCGUGAACGUCCUCAGAGAGAGGAUACUGGGCCUGCCGUUGCCCGAGCCUCUGAAGAUGUACCUGCUGUACUACAGAGAAAAAUGAGCCAGCUGAGGCCACAGCCAGGUCCUGAGUCAGAGCCCAGAGCUGAGAGCAUCAACCAAGCAGAGGCUCAAGUCUCUGUUCCAACUCCCCCACCACCUGUACAAGGCAGGACGACAAGCCACCUACCUUACUGACCCCCAGCUCCACCGUGGAUCUCUUUCUCUCUUCCCUGCUCUCGUCUUCUCCAUCACCCAUUUGCUUUCCCACUCCCUCUUUUUCCCCAUUGUUCUUUACCUGAUUUAUUUCCAUAAUACACGUGAUAGUACAUAAUACAUAUCUAACGUAUAUCUAACAUGCCAAUCAAGCCUUGCCUGACAAGAGUUUAGCAGUGGCCUGAGUAUCCACAGCUUGUAAAAGGCAACUCAGUGGUGCUUGUUUAGUCUACAGUGGCAGACUAGACAUUGCAAGAGUUCAGACACUGUAGCAACAAGCAGAGACAGCAGCUUACCCAUAGACCAGAAGGCAUAGGACUGUCCCAGCUCUUUCCUGUUCACUAAUUACAGCCGUGCCCCAAGUUAGAGAUUAAACACUGAUUGUAUAAGUUGUGUGGAA
This is a messenger RNA of Epinephelus lanceolatus (giant grouper), 1944 nucleotides long. It is a transcript of the gene pcmtd2b, whose product is annotated as protein-L-isoaspartate (D-aspartate) O-methyltransferase domain containing 2b. Gene Ontology annotation, biological process: protein modification process. Lineage: Eukaryota; Metazoa; Chordata; Actinopteri; Perciformes; Serranidae. Gene Ontology annotation, cellular component: cytoplasm. The record is from RefSeq and is a predicted model, not a curated record. Gene Ontology annotation, molecular function: protein-L-isoaspartate (D-aspartate) O-methyltransferase activity.